AUGGCAGAUGAAGCUGCUGACAUUUCAAAUAAGGAGAAUGUUUCUGUAGUAAUAAGAUUUCUGGAUACAACUAAAACCAUCCGAGAAGAAUUUAUUGGGUAUUACAUUUGUGAGGAGGGAUUAACAGGGGAGGCUAUCAAGGACAUUAUAACUGCAGCUGUAGCAAACUUAGGAUUGACAAUGGAAGACUGUCGUGGGCAGUGUUAUGAUGGUGCAGGCAAUAUGGCUGGAAGACUAAAUGGAGCCUCCUCAUUGAUCAGUGCAGAACACAAAAAGGCAAUCUAUGUCCACUGCAUGAACCACAGGCUUAAUUUGUGCAUAGCAGACACUUGCCAAUUGCCAAUUGUCAGGAACAUGAUGGAUAUUGUGCGCAAGAUUUCUAAUUUUUUUAACAACUCUCCCAAGCGUCAACAACAUUUAAUAGCCAAGAUCAGAGAACUAUUGCCUCGGGCAAACCAUACUGUUUUAAUUGAUGUGUGCCGCACACGAUGGAUUGAACGGAUUGAUGGAAUGGACCGCAUAGUUGAACUUCUCUACCCAGUCACAGCUACACUUGAAGACAUCUCACUUAACAGAAACAGCCCUGGAGACUCAACCUGGAAUCCAACAAACAUAUUUUGGGAUUAA
Molecule: messenger RNA, 627 nt
Organism: Pocillopora verrucosa
Lineage: Eukaryota; Metazoa; Cnidaria; Anthozoa; Scleractinia; Pocilloporidae
Source: RefSeq, a predicted model, not a curated record